AUGGACGGUCCCAGCAAUGCCUCCGCCAGACAAGGCACUCAACGUAACGGAAGGACACAUGCACCAGCGGCCACCGAGGCUACAGAUCAAAUCAAUCAUGACCCCAACAAUAACAAUAUAACAGAGAAUGUGCGCGCUAUCAUUGCUGAGGACGGGCUGCUGGGUGUUAUCAUGCUUCUCAUCUUCACACCACUGUUGGUUCUGAUUAUGCUAUUCGGCGUACUAUUGGAGCUGAAUAAGUGCAUGGGAAACAUCGCUCCUCCAUGGUACAAGAUGUACAUGGAUGCAUGCAGAAAAUGUUCGGCGCCGGUGCUCGAUUUCAUCAUCUCCGUGGUUUUGAUGUUGCUGGACGCUCUGUGUGUCAUCUUCAACCGAGCGCUGCUUACGAAGCUCUUUCUUAUUGUCCCUCUCACGACUGUCAUCCUACAUGGAAGGAGUUUUCUUCGUGGUGAGAGUGGCGUACUUGCUACCCUAGUUGCAAACGACCUCAUCUACUUGGUGAUAGAUGUUAUGAUCAGAGGAAUCGGCCGGUUUGAGCACUCCGGGAUCGCAAUCUUCAUACUUAUAGAACUUGUAUUUGGGAUGGGAAGCGGUAAUCUGAUCAAGCGGGAUUGA
Messenger RNA from Endocarpon pusillum Z07020, 615 nucleotides. RefSeq lists its product as uncharacterized. NCBI's taxonomy places the organism in Eukaryota, Fungi, Ascomycota, Eurotiomycetes, Verrucariales, Verrucariaceae. The coding region runs from base 1 to 615 and encodes 204 amino acids. The record is from RefSeq and is a predicted model, not a curated record. The transcript has a single exon.